AUGGGCAUUCUAGCACGAGCAAACGAUGCUCUAAGCGUCAAUCCCCCAACAGGAGUGGCAGAAGCAUUAUCUGAGCAUGGAUCCGACUGGUUAUGGGCAGUAACAGCCAUCUACGCCGUUGCCUUCUUCGCGGCUCUAGUCCCCUGUUUCACCACACCCCCAAACAAAAGAGUCUUCCACUACAUCCUCGCAUUUGCCCUCCUAGCCGGAACAACUACUUAUUUCGCCCAAGCUUCCGACCUAGGCUGGAGCUCCAUUUCUCAAGCCGAGAACCUCGACAACGGUCUCACCCGUCAAAUCUUCUACGCGCGCUACAUAAACUGGGUAAUCGGGUUCCCGGCUCUGGUCUUAUGUCUUGGUCUUUUAGCUGGUGUAUCAUGGACAACGAUCUGCAGCAAUAUCUUCUGCGCAUGGUUUUGGGUUCUGGCAUACCUUGCUGCUGCGUAUACGACUACGGUGUACAAAUGGGGAUUCUUUGCUUUUGGGACCUUUACUUGGAUUAUCUUGGCUAUGAGUACGUUGAACGAGAGUCAUGAGUCAGCAGUCAAGGUUGGGAUUGGAAGGGAUUAUCUUAUCUUGUCUGGGCUUGUUAAUGCAGUUUGGUUCUUGUAUCCGAUUGCGUUCGGGCUGAGUGAUGGGGGAAACGUUAUUGGGGUUACGGGUGGAUUUGUGUUUUUUGGAGUUCUGGAUAUAUUGGUUUUGCCGGUUGUUAGUAUGGUUUUCUUGUUGUUUACUGGGAAGUGGGACUAUGAGAAGUUGAAUCUUGCUUUUAGUGAGGUGCGUGGGGUUUGA
Messenger RNA from Penicillium pulvis, 792 nucleotides. RefSeq names its product opsin family protein. Gene Ontology annotation, cellular component: plasma membrane; endoplasmic reticulum. Lineage: Eukaryota; Fungi; Ascomycota; Eurotiomycetes; Eurotiales; Aspergillaceae. The record is from RefSeq and is a predicted model, not a curated record. Bases 1 to 792 code for a protein of 263 amino acids. The transcript has 2 exons.